Molecule: messenger RNA, 339 nt
Organism: Sinocyclocheilus grahami
Lineage: Eukaryota; Metazoa; Chordata; Actinopteri; Cypriniformes; Cyprinidae
Product: protein FAM134A-like
Exons: 3
Coding region: 50-292 (80 amino acids)
Cellular component (GO): membrane
Source: RefSeq, a predicted model, not a curated record
UCUGUUCUCUACAGUGUGGCAUCCAGAGGCGUCUGUCGUUGAGCGAGAAAUGCUAAGUGAGCAGCCACAUUUGUUAAGCAUCGAGGAGCUCAGCCAUCAUCUCGCCGAGAGUUACCUCACCUUCAGCCUUUACAUCCAAGAAAUGCUUCAGUAUAAACAGCAAAACCACGGCAAGUUCUGCAUCAUGAUGUGUUCUGGAUGUGUCAUGCUGGCCGUGGUUGGACAUUACGUUCCCGGGAUUAUGAUCUCCUACAUCAUAUGUGAGCAAACUUCCCUCGGUUGUGUUUGUUGAUUUCCAUACAUUACAUUUACACACACUGCUGCCCUUUUGCACCAGCU